Messenger RNA from Alternaria ethzedia, 1089 nucleotides. RefSeq lists its product as uncharacterized. The record is from RefSeq and is a predicted model, not a curated record. NCBI's taxonomy places the organism in Eukaryota, Fungi, Ascomycota, Dothideomycetes, Pleosporales, Pleosporaceae. The coding region runs from base 1 to 1089 and encodes 362 amino acids. The transcript has a single exon.
AUGACUUCUUACGAUCUUACUGAUGAGAAGGGUCUUCAGCAAUACCUCGAAGCGAACCAAUUCCCAGCAACUAGCGUGCAGCUCCUCUCAGGAGGCAAUGCAAACUACGUCUUCCGCGUCACAAAGCACGACGGCUCCACGAGCAUCUUCAAACACGCAGAGCCUGUCCUGAAAUUCAACAAGGACUUUGCACUCGAUCCUGCCCGCAUGGAUUAUGAGGUCCGGAUUCUAGAAGCACUAUCUUCCAGGAGGAGUCCUCUACCCACGAGCCCUACCACCUCGAACGUACGCCCGGCGAGGUUUUCGAGCUACGAUCAAUCAGAAAAGCUGCUUGAAAUCGAAGAUGGCGGGCGUCGCAACUUGAAGGACGCUUAUACAGACCCGAAGCUCGACAUAUUGUACAUUGGAGAGCAGCUUGCGACAUGGCUCGCUACACUGCACACUGCAGCAAGGAACUUCUCGCUCGCUUCAGCGCACGAAGGACAAGACAGCAGAAACAACCCCAUUGCUGUCAACGUAUACCGAUACUCUUACAACGAUCUGCACACCGCGUUGACGCAGUUCGGUCACGACCCCCAGCUCGCUUUUCUCGUCAACGAAAAGUUCGGCAGUCUACUCGCAACAGACGACGAGUGCAUCUGCCAUGGCGACUUCUGGCCUGGAAACAUCCUCGUCCGUGAUGCUGAGUUGCAGCCGGUUGAGCUGACCAUCGUGGACUGGGAGAUGGUGCGUCGUGGCACCAGCGCAACGGAUGUCGGUCAAUUCGCUGCUGAGGCAUUUCUUCUUGAUCGCUUUCGAGGUGGUAGAGGGCUACUCCGUGUGUUCUUGAAUGCAUAUAUCGCAGCUCGUGGGCAUACAGAGGUGCUCGGCAAGGCGUGGCUAAUGAGGAUGGUGGUGCAUUGGGCAGUUCACAUUGCAUUCUGGCCGACUAGGAUUGCAUGGUCUGGUCAGGAAGAGACUAGGUCGCUCGUUGAUGUUGGUGUUAUUACGUUGCAGAAUGUUCUUGAAGAGGACUGGGAGAAGGUCCUAGAGUCACCGCUGUUAAGGGAUGUGAAGGAGACGUACUCCACGCUACUGUCACGACCAUAA